UGUUUUAAUUUAGGAUGAAAUGUUCGACCUUUGAAGGCACAGUUUAUUUGCAUAUUUAUAAUUUGGUUGAAGUCAUUGUUAGAAUAAUUGCUUAUUUUCUUAGGUGCUAUAGUUUCUACAGGUGAUAACCUUUACCCAGAGUAUUCAGGAACAAGGGAUCUUGGAACAUAUGGCCAGCUGAAGACCACUCGGCAUCUGUUUUGAAGGGAGGAAGGGUGAGAGGGGAACCUGGCUGUGGAACCUUGGUCCAGGGAAUGGAGAGGCUCGGCACAUCCUGGAGAAGGGAGAGGACCAGAGACGUUAGAGAGGGGCUUGGGCUGCCCGCACAACUGGGCUAUGUCUCCUGAGCCUGGUCUUCUGUCUCGGGCAGCGCUGGUGGAGGCCGCCUUCAGACCUGCCCCUUCAGCCAGGCCAGGGCUGAGUCAGCCUUUGAGAGGGGAAGACAUUGUUCUUUGCUCCAGCUCUGUAUUCUUGGUUGCCUUUCCUAAAUGCAGAACCUAGACUAAGACGGAAGAGAGAGUAAAUACUAUUCUACAAGUGAUGAGAAGCUGGGGCGCCGGGGGGAGGCCCUGGGUGUGGCCCAGAUUGAAAGGGGGGGCAUUGCCAGACCCUGAGAUGAGGCUCUCAGAUCGUUCAUUUGAUUUGUUUCGUUUUAAGCCCCCAAGUCUCUGUGUAGAAUCAGUAGAAAAGUGGGUAGAACUGGAAAGAGUUGGUCAGAGAUGGACUUGACUGGUAACCCUUGGAGAAAAACAAAAUCCUAAUGUGUGAAAAAUGGCGCCUUGUAUGUACAUCUCAAAAGGUCAUAAAGUUGGUGUGGAUGACUGCAGCUCAGAGUCUGAUGUGAUUGUUGUACCUUCAGCCCUGGACUUUGUCUCACAAGAUGACAUGUUGACGCCCCUGGGGAGACUGGACAAGUAUGCUGCGAGUGAGAACGUAUUUAACAGACAAAUGGUGGCCCGGAGUCUGCUGGACACACUGAGGGAAGUCUGCGAUGAUGAGAGAGAUUGUAUUGCUGUUUUGGAAAGAAUUAGCAGAUUAGCUGAUGAUUCAGAACCAACUGUGAGAGCAGAGCUGAUGGAGCAGGUUCCUCACAUCGCCUUGUUUUGUCAAGAAAACCGGCCUGCGAUCCCGUAUGCUUUUUCCAAGUACUUGCUACCCAUUGUGGUUAGAUAUCUCGCAGAUCAGAAUAACCAGGUCAGGAAAACGAGUCAGGCGGCCUUGCUGGCCCUGCUGGAGCAGGAGUUAAUUGAGCGGUUUGAUGUGGAGACCAAAGUGUGCCCCGUCCUCGUAGAGCUGACCGCCCCCGACAGCAAUGACGACGUGAAGACAGAAGCUGUGGCUAUAAUGUGCAAAAUGGCUCCCAUGGUCGGGAAGGACAUCACAGAGCGUCUUAUCCUCCCUAGGUUUUGUGAGAUGUGCUGUGAUUGCAGAAUGUUUCAUGUUCGAAAGGUCUGUGCUGCCAAUUUUGGAGAUAUUUGCAGCGUAGUUGGCCAGCAAGCUACUGAGGAAAUGUUGCUGCCCAGGUUUUUCCAGCUUUGUUCCGAUAACGUGUGGGGAGUCCGCAAGGCCUGUGCUGAGUGCUUCAUGGCAGUUUCUUGUGCAACAUGUCAAGAAAUUCGACGGACUAAAUUAUCAGCACUAUUUAUUAAUUUGAUCAGUGAUCCUUCACGUUGGGUUCGGCAAGCAGCUUUUCAGUCUCUGGGACCUUUCAUAUCUACUUUUGCUAAUCCAUCUAGCUCAGGCCAGUAUUUUAAAGAAGAAAACAAAAGUUCAGAAGAUACAUCAGUAGAAGACAAAAAUAGGACCAGAGAUGAAGAAGUCCCAGAGGAUGCACAGAUCAGGCCAGAGGAUGUUCCUACAGACCCCACUGUUAGUAAUUCCAGUGUCAAACUGGAAGGUGCGCCAGACCCAGACAUCGGUGCUGAAAGCCCUAGGAAGCCUCCAGGGGACAGCUCAUUACCUUGUCCUUUGUCCUCAGAGCCUCAUCAGGAGGCAGCUAGUAAUGAGGAUGAUAAAAAGCCCGGCACCUGCAGGUCUGCCUCUCGGUUGGAGGUGGGCGCCAGUGCGCAGGACUCAGCUCCCCUAGAUCAGGAGUUGUACAACUCCUUCCACUUCUGGAGGACUCCUCUUCCCGAAAUAGAUCUAGAUGUGGAGCUGGAGCAGGGCUCUGGGAACAAACUCGGCCCCGAGGGGCUGGAGGGAAUGCCUGAAGCCACCGCCCCGGCUUCUGCAAACAUCACCAUGGCCACCAGAAAGGAACUGGAAGAGAUGAUAGAAAACCUGGAGCCACACAUUGAUGAUCCCGACGUGAAAGCACAGGUGGACGUGCUGGCCGCCGCCCUGCGCGCCUCCAGCCUGGACGCCUGCGACGAGGCCAGCGAGGCUGCCCGGAGGGCCCCGCAGGAUGAGCUCCCUGGCUGCAGACUUGACCACGGCACCGCCGGGCCUUUGAUGAGCGAGGCCGUCGAGAAUAUGGAGUCCGCCCUUCGCUAUAUUCAUGAUGAUUCAGACUCGGGCACCAGUGGUGGUUUUAGCCCCGAUGAGGAAAGGAGAGCUAAAGUGCAGGACGUUGUGCCCCAGGCCCUGCUGGAUCAGUAUCUCUCCAUGACCGACCCCUCCCGGGCGCAGACAGUGGACACGGAGAUCGCCAAGCACUGCGCCUACAGCCUGCCGGGCGUGGCACUGACACUGGGCCGGCAGAACUGGCAUUGCCUGCGUGAGACCUACGAGACGCUGGCCUCCGACAUGCAGUGGAAAGUUCGAAGGACCUUAGCCUUCUCCAUCCACGAACUUGCAGUCAUCCUUGGAGAUCAGUUGACAGCUGCAGAUCUGGUUCCAAUUUUUAAUGGAUUUUUAAAAGACCUCGAUGAAGUCAGGAUAGGUGUCCUUAAACACUUGCAUGAUUUUCUGAAGCUUCUUCAUAUUGACAAAAGAAGAGAAUAUCUUUAUCAACUUCAGGAGUUUUUGGUGACAGACAAUAGUAGAAAUUGGCGCUUUCGAGCUGAACUGGCUGAACAGCUGAUCUUACUUCUAGAGUUAUACAGCCCCAGAGACAUUUAUGACUAUUUACGCCCCAUUGCUCUGAAUCUGUGUGCAGAUAAAGUUUCUUCUGUUCGUUGGAUUUCCUACAAGUUGGUUGGCGAGAUGGUGCGGAAGCUGCACCGGGCUGCGCCGCCCACCUUCGGGGUGGACCUCAUCCGCGAGCUGGUGGAGAGCUUCGGCCGAUGUCCCCGGUGGUCCGGGCGGCAGGCCUUCGUCUUUGUCUGCCAGACUGUCAUUGAAGAUGAAUGCCUGCCCAUGGACCAGUUCGCUAUGCAUCUGAUGCCACACCUGCUCACCUUGGCAAACGAUAGGGUUCCGAAUGUCCGCGUACUCCUCGCGAAGACACUGCGACAGACUCUGCUAGAAAAAGAGUAUUUUCUAACCUCUGCCAGCUGUCACCAGGAGGCCGUGGAGCAGACCAUCAUGGCUCUUCAGAUGGACCGUGACAGUGACGUCAAGUACUUCGCAAGCAUCCACCCAGCCAGCACCAAGAUCUCCGAAGAUGCCAUGAGCACGGCCUCCUCCACCUACUAGACAGCGUGGACCGGGGUCUCCCCGCUUCCGGGGAGCCAAGGUUCAGCUCGUGACCACACGUGGCCUGGGACAGCUGUGGGGGACCUUCCUCCCUUGCAGACUUGAUUGCAGGUGCAAGUUGCCUACACCGAUACCAGGGAUUUUCAGAGUCAAGAGAAAGUACAGUAAACACUAUUGUCUUGACUUGAAGGGAAAAUAAUUUCUCAGAGGAUUAUAAUCGUCACCGAAGCCUUAAAUCCUUCUGUCUUCCUGACUGAACGAAACUUGAAUUGGCCUAGCAUUCUCCUUGUGGAAGGGAUGGGACUCCCAGAGGCCUGCGUUGCUUUCUGCUGGUUUAAUUUAAUGACUGAGAGGUGGAAGUGCAGCCAGAAGGCGGCCGCGAGCCGGGAUGGGGAAGAGACCUCCAGUAUUAACCCUCGCUGUGUCCACACGGGCAAGGCCCUGGUGGGGUGUGAGGCCAGCUGCCCAGUCCAGCCCCACGUGUGAAUAGUUUUUGACGUGUGUGAACGGGAAAGGAGAUAUUUUUUGGAUUUCUCCUAAGGGCUUGAUGCUAACACUAAGUAGAGUCUGAUUUUAACUCUUAAAUGCAGCAUAUUGCUGUGCACAUUUACAGAGCCUUUGCUGAGUAUCUAUGUCCUGAUUUAUUUUCAUGCUGGUCAUGACCUGAAGGAAAUUUAUUAGCACGUAUACUGUAUGUCAGGUGUUUUUGACUUGAUCAUGAUCAGCUCUGAGGUGCAACUUUGUCUCACAUACUGUACAUACCUGUGCCUCCCCUGGGGAGGGCCGCAGUCUGUAAUCAUGCUGUUCAACUCUUGUGCACAAGUUCUCUUGUUCAAAUAAAAUUUAUUACUAAGAUCUAUACAGAGAGAUAGAUACACUUUUGACUGUUUUCUAGAUAUCUGCGAAUAAAUGCAAUUUGUGACCUGUA
This is a messenger RNA of Physeter macrocephalus (sperm whale), 4504 nucleotides long. RefSeq names its product protein phosphatase 4 regulatory subunit 1 (gene PPP4R1). Bases 772 to 3576 code for a protein of 934 amino acids. The transcript has 19 exons. Gene Ontology annotation, biological process: protein dephosphorylation. The record is from RefSeq and is a predicted model, not a curated record. Lineage: Eukaryota; Metazoa; Chordata; Mammalia; Artiodactyla; Physeteridae. Gene Ontology annotation, molecular function: protein binding; protein phosphatase regulator activity.